Molecule: messenger RNA, 2849 nt
Organism: Cydia amplana
Lineage: Eukaryota; Metazoa; Arthropoda; Insecta; Lepidoptera; Tortricidae
Product: proteoglycan 4-like
Exons: 8
Coding region: 530-2743 (737 amino acids)
Source: RefSeq, a predicted model, not a curated record
CGCUAGAAGGAGGGUGGCGCAUGCGCGUUCGGCCGACGCCAUCUCUAACUACUGUGCGUACUUAUUCCUAGAGUGAAAUGAAUGCUAAUUCGUGUUAAAAAGUGUAAUUUAUCAUGUAAUUAUAUCGCCGCCUGUGAGAUAAAGUGACACCACAUAGUGUUUAACCUACGCAGUGCAAGCGUAAUAAAAUCGCGGUCGUAAAAUUGCGGAAGUUUCUUAGCUAUACCAACGCAUAUUUUUUGCGGCCGUCUCCGCGGCCACCGCAUACAUCGGGCUACUUGAUGGGCCUUUGUCGCCGGACCGGCUAGUGGUAAUUUACUGCUUUAUUAUCAACCGACGCCGCCGUAGAAAGCGUGCUAAGCGAGCUAAGCGCGUUACGCGACUUACGCGCCUAUCGGCCGAACCGAGUUCGAUUACGUACGAUUGUUGUGGGUCAAAGACUCCGCGGUGUUGGCGCGCGUCUACGACAGUUCUACAGCUCACCGCUUAUGUUUCAGAUUUUACGCUUCGGUGUGAGUGUUCGCGUGAUAUGAAUUCUGUAAAGCCCGUUUUGCCCCAGCCUGGGGCGCCGGGUGUGCAGACGAGUCCCGCGAAGGCGACUGUCGCCGGCGGCGGAUUGGGUGCGGGCGGGAACUUGCCCAACCUCGGGGGCAGCCUUGUCGGGCAGAACCUGACGCAGCCCGUGGCCGUGCCACAGCCGCUGGCGCCGCCAGCUCAGCCCCUCGCACACGCCGUGCCUUCCAUGGCACCGGUCUCCGCAAACAUGGCGCAAAUGGCUCAAAAUAUGAGUCACCACGGUAACUUAUCGCACGUCACUCAGAACUCUGUUCCACCCGUGGCCGCCAUUCCCGCCAAGACGCCAGCCAGCGCUCCAUUGAGUCUUGUCCAAGACAAACCUCCAGCACCAGUUCCUUCUCAGCCCUUAGCAUUGACACGGACUCCAGAGAAAAAGGAACCUGACUCGACUGUCCCAGCGGCACAAUCAAAUGGCACAGUUGACUCUCCAAAAUCAGCUGCAAAUGCUCCCACCACUUUGAAACCACAAAAUCCUGAACCAAGCAAAUAUAUUGACAUUGCUAAGACAUCGCCAAGUACACCAAAGCCCCCUGAGAAACCUUCAAGUACUCCCAGUACUCCUCAGAAGGCUGAACCUGCCAAUGCCAACCUAGCGGCCGACCCUGCUCAGCCUAAAGUGGCCACUGCCAAUGAGGCACCAGAAAAAUCCCCAGCCAAACCGACUGAACCCAAGCCAGCACCGACGGCUGAUGUUGCACCAUCCCAAAGCGACAGUAAGCCUGUUCCAGAAUCAGCUAAAGACAGUCCAUGCCCUGAAAAGGCGCCAACUCCACAAAAACCUGAACAACCAGCCCAACCAGCAGCUGGAACUGCCAAGGUACAAAAUGAUGUAAAACCUGAAGAGAAAAAACCAGAGCCUGAACCGGAAAAGCCAGCAGCCAAGCCAGUUGAAGAACCGGCUAAGCUUGAGGAGGCACCCAAAAAGGCAGAAACUCCUAAAAAGGAGGAGAAGCCAGUGGAAACUGCUGAAAAGCCCGUUGCAAAAGUUGAAGAGAAAAAACCAGAAAAACCAGAGGUCAAAACCCCUGCUAAACCUGAACCAAAGGCUGCUCCGAAGUCUACUCUGAAGCUUGCGACAGUCACACCACCAAUGAGGAAGAGAAGGCAUGCAAGCCCUACCAAGUCUACUGAUAGCCCCAGUGUGACUAAGAAACCCGCUGAAGAUCCUUCUACACCUGACUCUCGCUCCAAGAGGAAUAGGAAAUCGGUGCAACUAUACCAGUCUCCAACUCCUGAGAUUGCCAUGGCAACCAAGCUGUCCGCCUCUGCUGGCAGAUCAACCCCAACUAAACCCAAUGAUGACAAGCUUAUUGUGUUCUACAAAAACGAAUACCUAGCGGUCCGAAACGCCGAAGGCGGUUUUUAUGUCUGCCAGGCCACGCAGAAUGUGUACCGCACCACACGCAAGAUCAAGAUCCGCUGGCUGUCCCAGGACAAGACCGCGGACCCGUCCGGGGAGACUUACAAACCGGACUUCUAUGACGUCACUGACAUGGAGUGCGUGCUGACGACGCUGUCCCUGGCGCGAGCGCCGGGCGGCGGCGGCGCGCAGGUGCUGAAGCCCGCCGAGCAGGCGCGCGCGCGGUCCAUCCUCGAGCGCGCGCUGCAGGCCGAGCAGGGCGACGCCAAGCCUGACGUCACCGAGGAGCACCCCGACGGCCUGGACCUGUCGCUAUACACGGACGAGUCGCAGCUGGAAAAGAAGUCGCGCAAGCGCAGCGCGUCCAAGUCCUCCCCACGCAAGCCCUCCCCCCGCAAGUCCUCCCCGCGCCAAGCCGAUACACAAAAGGAAGUACCGACGCCGGUAAAAAAGGCGCGUACCACACCAAAGCGCAGCCCCAAGCGCAAAUCACAACCGACACCGCAAAAACCACAAACCAAACGAAAAUCGGCAGGUACCACGCCCAUAGUGGCGACGGCAAGCAAGGUAGGCAUAGUACAACGGAUAUAUAGAAAUACAGCCACGGCGGUAACGGAAAAGGCAAAGGCUAGUAAGACGCCGAAAAGGACGCCGGCCAAACAGAAGGAAACGCCGCCGCCGGCCACGCCCACGAGGGGGAGGCGGUCAAUCGUGAAAGACACCAAACCCUCCCCAAUAGUGCCCACGCCAUCGACGUCCACCGGCAAGACCACGCGCACGCCGCGGAAGCCCCCCGCGAAGAAAUAAUACGAGACGCACCGCGGCGCCACACUGCGCGUGACCGCACCCAGAGCGCGGUGAGGGACUCUAGUGAAUAUUGAAACCGCUUUUACAGGUCCACUUUCACUAAGGA